CCCAAAACCAAUCAGUGUGCGCAGCUGCAUCCAACCAGUUUGUAGAAGUUUGGGCGGCCACACCAUGUAGCUAAAUACAUUGACGAUUAAUAUUUGAAAUUCAUCAGUCAGACGGGAACAGAGUAAGGUUAACUUCAGUUAGCACAAUGUAUGGGUUGUUUUAUUUCGUAGACGGGUCCGUUAUUGUAGAUAAUACAUCUAUUAUUCAGGAUGCAUAUAGAAAUGUAGACAUUACAGUCAAACGCAAGGAGGACCUCCAGUCCAAGCAUGGCUGGAUAGAGGUGAUUUUGCCUGCUAGACGCAGGCAAGAUCCAAAGCCGGUUGCAGCCAAACUGCUCUUCUUGUCAGGAAACUACAACGACUUAGUCGAGAAGCGUAUUGCUUUCCUCCAGGGAGAGGAUUUAUGGUCUUCCUUUGGUGAGUCCAGCAAAACGAUUUGCCAGGAGAAGAGGGUGAUGAAGCAAGGAAUGACCUCUGGUUCACAGAUGGCCAAAAUGGGCGAGGAGCUGAAGAGGGACCUAAAGCGGCAACGUACAACAUUACUGGAGUCUGAUUCUGAUGAGACCUGUUGCGACCUAUUUGAUCCUCCUAAAAAACGUAAAUCGGUGGUUGUGAACAGUGAUGAUGAGGAGGACGGCAUCCCUCAGGAGUCUCAGCGGCCAGGGGCAGUGCCUGCCGUUUUUGUCGAGAUGGACGAGGAAACUGCACAGGCUCUGAAAGAGCUGCCAGAACUGGUGUCAUCACUGAAAGCAGUCAUAAACAAAAUGGCAGAUUCAUCUAUUUCCUCCAGCCAAAGUGACUCACCACGCACUAGCAGUGACACUGGCAGUGAAGACAUGAUAUCAUUGGGCACCUCGUCAGUGCAAGUGGCAAAACGUCUGUAUCAGAGGCUGAGUGGGAGGAGGAUGUCCCUCUUCACACAGGAACUGGCCACAUUGGUGUUUGGGAGGGAAACUUUGGCUAAGGCAACCCUCACAGGCAAAGGGAAAAAGGGCGAGCUGAAGGAGCAGCUUGACCCAGAAAAAACCAACGCAAUUAUAGAUGCAGUGAGGGAGCGAUUCCCCAACACAGAGGUGCCUGAAAUUCGUGCCCUUCUACGGAGGAAGUGUAACAAUGAAAGCUCCAAGGCCAUAUCCACCUGUAAUAAUCAGAGUUAGAUGUUGUUUAGUUAGAGGUGCUUUUGUAUAGGUGGAAGCAGAAACCCGAGCUCUGGAGUAAUUGCUUUCACUUCCCACAAACUCGGUUCACAUUGCCUAUGGUUUAGACACAUGCAAAUCCUCUCUCUCUCUGUCUUUCUUUAUUUCUGUCUUUCUCUCUCUUUCUCUGUUUCUUUCUCUCUCGAUCUGUCUUUCACUUUAGAGGAUGGUUUAUGAUUUGAAUGCCAGGCUUCAUUUUUCUUGUGAGUUGUCAAUUUUGUGAUCUAUAGCACAGAGUGGUGUGUAAUUAUGUGUCUGUUAUUGUUGUGUAUUGUAUUAUCAUUCAUGAGAUCAUGAUUAUCAUCGUCCUUUGUUUGAAUUAUGUAUCUUUGUCA
Messenger RNA from Alosa alosa (allis shad), 1531 nucleotides. RefSeq lists its product as uncharacterized. The transcript is spliced from 7 exons. Gene Ontology annotation, molecular function: DNA binding. NCBI's taxonomy places the organism in Eukaryota, Metazoa, Chordata, Actinopteri, Clupeiformes, Clupeidae. The record is from RefSeq and is a predicted model, not a curated record. The coding region runs from base 147 to 1157 and encodes 336 amino acids.